Messenger RNA from Myiozetetes cayanensis, 1553 nucleotides. RefSeq names its product RNA binding motif protein X-linked (gene RBMX). Gene Ontology annotation, cellular component: spliceosomal complex. The record is from RefSeq and is a predicted model, not a curated record. NCBI's taxonomy places the organism in Eukaryota, Metazoa, Chordata, Aves, Passeriformes, Tyrannidae. Gene Ontology annotation, biological process: positive regulation of mRNA splicing, via spliceosome. The transcript is spliced from 9 exons. Gene Ontology annotation, molecular function: RNA binding. Bases 84 to 1262 code for a protein of 392 amino acids.
GCUAUAAAGGGCCGCAGCGCCUUUGUUCGCCCCCAUUGCGCAGUUGCGGCUCGGCGCGGGCGGAGGUCACUUACGGCGUCAAAAUGGUUGAAGCAGAUCGUCCUGGGAAGCUGUUCAUUGGGGGCCUGAACACAGAGACUAAUGAGAAAGCCCUCGAGGCUGUUUUUGGCAAAUAUGGACGCAUUGUGGAAGUCCUUUUGAUGAAAGAUCGGGAAACCAACAAGUCCAGAGGAUUUGCAUUCGUCACAUUUGAGAGUCCAGCAGAUGCAAAAGAUGCUGCCAGAGAUAUGAACGGAAAGUCAUUAGAUGGGAAAGCAAUUAAAGUGGAACAAGCAACCAAGCCAUCCUUUGAGAGUGGUGGUAGGCGUGGGCCGCCUCCCCCUCCCCGAAGCAGAGGUCCUCCCAGGGGCCUUAGAGGCGCAAGAGGCGGAAGUGGCGCGAGAGGACCACCUUCAAGAGGGAGUCACUUGGGGUCUUCCCGAGGGCCACUUCCCAUGAAGAGAGGUCCACCUCCACGAAGCGGAGGCCCUCCACCUAAAAGAUCGGCACCUUCGGGACCAGUGCGCAGCAGCAGCAUGGGAGGAAGAGAUCUGGACUGCUUCUCUUCAGCUCCUGUGUCACGUGGAAGGGAUGGUUACGGUGGUCCUCCACGCAGGGAACCAAUGCCGUCACGGAGAGAUGUCUACAUGUCUCCGAGAGAUGAUGGCUAUAGCACUAAAGACGGUUAUUCAAGCAGAGAUUACCCCAGUUCCAGGGACACGCGGGACUACGCACCACCUCCACGAGACUACGCCUAUCGUGACUAUGGUCAUUCCAGUUCACGUGACGAAUACCCCUCCAGGGGAUAUAGUCUUUCCUCCUAUAGCGAUCGCGAUGGAUACGGUGGUGGACGUGACAGAGACUACUCGGAUCAUCCAAGUGGAGGCUCCUACAGAGAUUCAUAUGAGAGUUAUGGUAACUCACGUAGUGCUCCACCUGCACGAGGGCCCCCGCCAUCAUAUGGUGGAAGCAGUCGGUAUGAUGAUUACGGCAGCACACGAGAUGGAUAUGGAAGCCGAGAAAGUUACUCAAGCAGCAGAAGUGAUGUCUACUCAAGUGGCCGUGAUCGUGUCGGAAGACAAGACAGGGGUCUUCCCCCAUCCAUGGAAAGGGGCUACCCACCUCCUCGGGAUUCUUACAGUAGUUCAAGCCGCGGAGCACCCAGAGGUGGUGGCCGUGGUGGAAGCAGAUCCGAUAGAGGUGGAGGCAGAAGCAGAUACUAAAAACACUCUUAAACUUUUGGACCAAGACAGAUUACUUCUCAAACGUGGAAGUUGUUCUAUCUUUACUACCAGAGGACUACUAAAAAGAAAAGUUGUUUUUAACCUUUUUUUAUUGUUGCCUGUUAAGUUUUCCCCUCCAUGACUUUAUGCUUUUGUGAGGAAAAGUUCAAACAAUGUUUAAUUUCAUUUCAAAAUUGUUAACAUUUCUUUCAGAAAGCAGAUGUUAAAUGUAUAAACUUGAGCUGUGUACUAGUGUUGUAAUUUUCAAAGUAAAGUUUCCCUGAAAUGCCA